Toxotes jaculatrix (banded archerfish) is the source of this 2287-nucleotide messenger RNA. It is a transcript of the gene dr1, whose product is annotated as down-regulator of transcription 1. The transcript has 3 exons. NCBI's taxonomy places the organism in Eukaryota, Metazoa, Chordata, Actinopteri, Toxotidae. The record is from RefSeq and is a predicted model, not a curated record. Gene Ontology annotation, cellular component: negative cofactor 2 complex. The coding region runs from base 676 to 1209 and encodes 177 amino acids. Gene Ontology annotation, molecular function: core promoter sequence-specific DNA binding; TBP-class protein binding; protein heterodimerization activity. Gene Ontology annotation, biological process: chromatin remodeling; RNA polymerase II preinitiation complex assembly; negative regulation of transcription by RNA polymerase II.
CGCUGUAUCCGGACAAAUUUAAGCAAAUUUUGCCCAGAAUACAAAAUUAUAAAUGAAUUGCCAGAUGCUUUAAGGUUGAUUGAGAUGGUUGGUGCAUUUUGUCGAUGCAAGGAGAAGUAACUUGCAGUGUUGUACCGACUUUAUUCUACUCGUGCUCUCUGCUUAGCCAACUAUUUAGCUACAUAUGGCAGGGGCAGUUCAUUGUUAGCCUAGCUUUAGCCAUGCUCUCACACUCCGCUUUCACUUGUCUUCUGGGUUGCGGCUUACUUGCGACAGGGACCACAGCUACUAGCUAGCGUGGUAGCUAGCUAGCUAAGCAUUUUCUCCAGUAUUGACGUUUUUGUGUCUUUUUAUUUGUGCUUCAACAUUUCUUUGACCUCUAAUUUUCUGUCACAUUCCGUGUAACAGCAGCGCUCCGCAGAAACUGGUCUUCGUCCGUUUUGACACUUAAAAUUAGCUAUUAGCUUAGUUGGCAAGCUAGCCAGCCGGCUAACUUUGAGGAAACGUAUAUUUGCUUCAUGACAUUAAAGUCGGUGUUGACGUUGUCUUGACCCGGACAGUACACGUUAACUCCGCUAACCGAGGAAGGCCUGUCGGCGUCUGUUCAUAUUUUUCACCGCUCAGUCAAGAAGCUGAGUUUUCAUUUAUCUGGUUUGUGGUCAUUUCCCUGCGACGAUGGCUUCCUCCUCUGGAAACGACGACGACCUCACGAUCCCCAGGGCAGCUAUCAACAAGAUGAUAAAAGAAACUCUCCCCAACGUACGAGUGGCUAACGACGCCAGGGAGCUUGUGGUCAACUGUUGCACCGAGUUCAUACACCUCAUAUCCUCAGAAGCCAAUGAAAUAUGCAACAAGUCCGACAAGAAGACCAUUUCUCCCGAGCAUGUCAUCAAUGCCCUCGAGAGUCUUGGUUUUGCAUCAUACAUCACCGAGGUGAAAGACGUCCUGCAGGAGUGUAAAACUGUAGCUCUGAAAAGGAGGAAGGCCAGCUCUCGCCUGGAGAACCUGGGCAUCCCGGAGGAAGAGCUGCUCAGACAGCAACAGGAACUGUUUGCCAAGGCGCGGCAGCAGCAGGCAGAGCUCGCCCAGCAGGAGUGGCUGCAGAUGCAGCAGGCCGCCCAACAGGCACAGAUGGCGGCAGCAGCAUCUGCCAGCGCCGCCCAGCAGGCCGGUUCUUCUCAGGAUGAAGAUGAAGAGGAUGACAUGUGAUCCCAGGACGCCGCUCAACUUGUCCGAAUCCCUUCGUGGGACAGUGUCAGCACACAAAUCUCCCAGUAAUCUCGUUGGAAGAGACAUGACACGUGUUUCACCUCCGGUAUACAUGAGUGAAACAUGAGAAAUGCACAUUUGGAAAAGACAGUGAAGAGAAUAAUGAAGGGGGAUUUGAAGAAGCCACCCGUUCAGAUAUCAGUACCUGAAAAUGAUUUGGAUUGAGAGACUGUUAAUGAAGUUUUUCAUUAGUCUCAUCUUCCCUGUAUUUUUUUUCCAGUUGCUUCUGUUUAAUUAUGUCUUGAUAUUAUGUUGUAAGUAAUUAGUAGAAUUCUGGAUGUGUUGUGGACACACUGACGGCAGCCUUUGCCUGGGAUAUGUCAGUGAAUUUUGGUGAUAAUGCAGCAAGUGUUUGCUCGUGCAGGUACUGCCCCAGAUAGCUUCCUUUUGUUUUCCAUUGGACUGGAUCACUUUGGUGGUUAAGGAGAACUGGUUUAGAAUAAUGUCACAGCUGCCAGUUCCUCCUUUCUUGUGGUUUGAUGGUCAUUUUUACAGAAAAGCUCUUCUUUACCCAGGUCUCGGUGUGUUUGUUCAGCAGAUGAUCGUUUGAGGGGUUCUGAAUAUUGGAAUUGUUUUUGUUAAGUAGAGAAAUAAAUUGACAUUUUGCUUAAUUUUAGCUCAGUCAAAUAUUUUAUAUUGCAUCUCUUCUACCUUGAACCACUCACAGUAUUGCUUAUCAGCUGCACCUUUCAGAAACAGAAUAUUUUUGUCUCAUAGAACCAAAGACAGAGGACAGACUAACGGCCCAGACGUAGUGUUUUUUAAAGGUGUAGGUGCUACUGUGAUUCUCACUGCUGACUCCAGGUCAGGGUAAACUAUGUUAAGGAUUAUCAACCGAUGACUUUGUAAGACGCUUUGAUAUCCAGGCUGAAUUUGUUAUUUCCCCUCUGCUCGGGUGCAGUAUCAAACAUUUGCAUUGUGACUGUGGUCAGUCCUCAGUGUAAAGACAAGUAACCUAGUUGUGAUACACAUACUUCAAAGUUGUAUUCUUUAAGCAAUAAAGGAAUCAUGUUUUAUA